Phaedon cochleariae (mustard beetle) is the source of this 1396-nucleotide messenger RNA. Lineage: Eukaryota; Metazoa; Arthropoda; Insecta; Coleoptera; Chrysomelidae. The record is from the annotation of a GenBank genome assembly.
GUCACUUCAAAUUUUCUUCUUGUAUCUCUUCUAUUUUUCUUGCUUUUUGUCUUCACCUCCAGUCACCUUCUUCUCUUAUUUAUAAUAACGUCACUUGCGUCUUCUUUCUUUUGUUUCUUUCAUUUGUCAAUUGUCAUUCAAUUCUUUUAAGGUUAAAUCAAAAUUUGCGAAAAGAAAUAAUGAAAUAAAAAAUAUCUUUCAUCAUUUUUGUUUAUUUAUGUGAAAUUCAGUUCUCAAAAUGAACAAGAUAUUCACGAGGACUGCUCAAUUAUUGACUCGUCCCAACGGUAUCCAAGCGGAGAAAUUCGCAAGCACCUUCAAAGCAGCAGUGAUAAAAGAAGCAGGACAGCCUCUAGAGAUCCAAGAGCGAAAAGAAGUCAAGCUGAAACCGAACGAAGUUCGUGUGCAAGUGGUUUACUGCAGUCUCAAUUCGGUGGACUGCCACAAAUUCAGGGACGGUGGUGGCGAAUUACCUUUUGUACCUGGCUAUGAACUGUCUGGAGAGGUGAUUGAAAGAGGCAAAGACAUCACUAAUGAGCAGAUAAUCGUAGGUGAUAGGGUAGCGGGAUUGAACCUCGAAAAUUUCGGGGGCUUAGCUGAACAGUGUGUGCUAGAUAUAGAAGAUGUUUGGAGGAUACCUAGUGAAUUGGAGAGGAAAGAUGCUGCAGUUAUGGCAUAUGGGCACUCUACUGCAGUUUAUGCUUUUUCUAAGUUAGCUACAGUGAAAGAAAAUGAUAGAGUGAUUAUUUCAGCAGGGCCAGCUGGACUGGGGCUUGCUGCAGUGGAUGUUGCUGCUAAUGUAUUCAAAGCAAAAGUGAUAGGACUUGUAGAUACAGAAGAGAGAGGUGAGUUAGUUAGAGAAAGGGGAGCAUUUCAGACUUUACAUUUUACUGAAAAGUUGACAAAGCAGUGUAUGAAAAUUACUGAAAAUAAGGGAGCUCAUAUAGUCUAUGAUGCUGUGGGAGAUCAAAUGAUGGAUAGUAUAGGAAGUUGUGUUUCAGUAGGUGGGAAAAUCUUCCACGCUGCUCCAUAUUUUUAUAAAACAGUGCCAGCUCCCAAACCACAUUCUUUUCUAACUAUAGUGAGUCUUAAGGAAUUGAGGAGACAGAAUAAACAUUUGUACAAAACCAUAGUGGAAGAUACACUAGAGUUAGCAAAUGAAGGACUGAUCAGUGCACAUGUUAGUGCAAAGUUCACUUUGAGCCAAAUAAAUGAUGCAAUUAAAUUCAUUGAAGAUAAAAAAUGCACUGGGAAAGUUUUGAUUCACAUAGAUGAAUAGUGUGUAAGUUGAAAAGUAUUUUUAAUUAGUUUAUUAUUUAUUGUUUCAAAUAUAAUAUUUAUUUUUUAUUGAAAAUAAAAUGGUGGAUUUCAUAGUCUCUUUUCCACCUAAAGGUAU